Molecule: messenger RNA, 1857 nt
Organism: Amorphotheca resinae ATCC 22711
Lineage: Eukaryota; Fungi; Ascomycota; Leotiomycetes; Helotiales; Amorphothecaceae
Exons: 3
Coding region: 69-1745 (558 amino acids)
Biological process (GO): lipid metabolic process
Source: RefSeq, a predicted model, not a curated record
GCCUUCAUCGUCAACCUCAGUCGGCGCCAACACUCAGUCAACGUCCCAAGCAACAACUACUUCGUGCCAUGGCAUUUCAACCAAACUGGAACUAUGGCGAACAGUGGCCUAAUGGCUACAACUCUCCGCCGGCGCAAGGCUGGGUAGCGGCCCCCUCCUCGCAGUACCAACCUGGCUUGGUACAGAAUUACCCCAACCCUGUUGUUCAAACUCAAAGGCCCCCAAAAAAUGAAUGUGCGCUCAGCAAGCUCAAAUUGUCCUCCGUGACAAAUCUUCUUGCGGGCGACGUGCCCGAGUGUAUCCCAGGAGCUCAGAUAUUCAACAAUGGAGUCCCAGCCUUGCAACAGCAAGGAGCACAAUACCUCUGCCACGGCGCCGCCUUAUAUGAUCUGAUAUCGUCAAAAUUGGAUUCAGUGGUCACUCUCAUUGAUGGCGGAGGAUUUAGUGGAGAAGAUGCGGAAUUGGCGGUAUUCCAACCACCUCAGCAGACAUGGCAGCAGCAGGGCACAGGAUAUUCCGCCCAGGAACCCUCGAAAGGAAAGUUAAAAGAGUGUUCGAAUAACCCCAUAUCAUCAGCACUCACUGGUACGAACCACUUUUCCAAAGUCUACCUGUAUGCGAAUUCGAGGCUGCCACCAGAUCUCCCUCCAAUGAAGCUAUAUCCACCAACAUUUCCACUGCUCUGCUUAGCGGCUCAAUACUCCGAACGCGUAUAUACGAAGCCUGCGGGUAAAGAGAGGGAAACCCACGUGGAUUCUGAUUGGAUGACGGGAACGAAGGCUAUGGUCAUAAAGUCUGUACCGAUGGACGACAUGAAUACGAUUGUGUUCGCUAUCAGAGGAACCCAAUCCUUUAUGGACUGGGCAGUGAACCUUCGCACUUCACCCGCUUCUCCCAAAGGAUUUCUUGAUGACCCAGGAAAUCUGUGCCAUGCGGGCUUCCUGGCCGUUGCACGCAAAAUGAUUAAGCCAGUAGCAGCUCGACUGCGCAAUCUACUUCAAGAAGAUCACGUCCGAUCCAAAUAUUCCCUUCUCAUCACGGGUCACUCAGCAGGCGGUGCCGUUGCUGCACUCCUAUACAUGCACAUGCUCUCGACCAGCCACGAAGCAGUAUCAGAACUUAACACCCUGACUAGCUGCUUAAAGCGUGUUCAUUGCAUUACCUUUGGUGCACCGCCAAUAUCCCUCCUUCCAUUAUCCAAACCAAGCGAUCCAGCACUCCGCAAAUCAGUGUUCCUCUCAUUCGUCAACGAAGGCGACCCGGUUCCGAGAGCUGAGAAGGCUUAUGUACGAUCGCUACUAGAACUCUACUCUACUCCGGCCCCGGGAUCUUCUUGUCUAGAAACAGCCACCCCUCACAAGCUCCAGCCUCUCAUUCCUGGUUUGGGUGGCCGGUCUAGCAGCUUUCCCAUCGUGAACAAAAGCCGGCCCACGCCCAAGAAAUCCCAAACCGUUCCAAUUCCCGGCGUCGUCGCACCAAUCUGGGAAGUUCCUGAAGCGACAUUAAGUAUUGCGGGCAGGGUGGUGCUUUUAAGAAGCGCAGAAACAGGUGUGAGUCAACAACUGAAUCAACGGAAGAAACAGAUCCACGAGAUGAUGAUGGAUGAGGGCGUCGUCGCACAGAUGGCUACGGAUGAGUUACUCAGGGGUGUUGUGUGGGGCGAUCCCGUGUGCCACAUGAUGAAGCUUUAUGCGCGGAGGAUCGAGGUGUUGGCUACGAAGGCGGUGAUGGGACGAGAAUGCUGAUGGGCAUUUCUGAGAGGACGAAUAUGACAUUUUGGUGGGCUGGCGCAUAUUGGUGGCAUAUACCCAUUCCCUUUUAUCUAGUUAUACCUUAGUCAAUUAUAGAUCUUUCGGU